Molecule: messenger RNA, 1882 nt
Organism: Neurospora crassa OR74A
Lineage: Eukaryota; Fungi; Ascomycota; Sordariomycetes; Sordariales; Sordariaceae
Product: acetylornithine deacetylase
Exons: 1
Coding region: 289-1647 (452 amino acids)
Molecular function (GO): hydrolase activity
Source: RefSeq, a predicted model, not a curated record
GUUUACUUUUCUUGUCUUGGCAGGGCAACGCAGGGGUCGGCGAUUGGGGAAUCCCCCCAAACAACGCAGGCCUCUCCACUCUUCUCCAAAGUGGAACGAAGCUCUCCCGCUGCCGCAUGCGGACCCGGCCGGUGUGGGGUUCGACAUUCGCAAUUCCCUUGCGGUCACAGCUCGCGACUUGAGAUGGAAAUAUUUGUCUGAUAACUUUCAAGUUUCCAUUCCAAUUCCUUUUUUUUCUCUCUCAGGUUUCCUUCACAAGGACUAACCCGAGGGAAAUACCCAGCAACGAUGAAAGCAACACCGAACCUUCUCCUCCUUUGGGGUACCUACCUUCUCUCCCGCACCUCUGCCCACGUCAUCGACAACAAGAUUUACCAACAACAACCACUCAUCGUCGAUGAUGCUUCCAUCUCUCCCCUCCAGAUCUCUACCUCAUCCGCUGCCAACGAUGGGCCAUCCUACCGCAAGAACCUCCUCUCCCUCCACAAAUCCCUAAUCGAAAUCCCCUCCAUCUCUCGUACCGAGCAAGAAGUCGGCAAGUUCCUCCUCGAUUACCUCCGUAACAACCUCGGCUACGUAGCCAAGGCCCAAUUCCUCGAAAGCGACAAGACUUCCCACGGCUCUGACGGCGAUGACCACUCCCAAGGGCGCUUCAACGUGCUCGCCUGGCCCAGCUCGCACAACCUGUCCAGUCCGCGCGUGCUAGUCACCUCGCACAUCGAUGUCGUCCCGCCCUUCAUCCCUUACCACAUCAACACCCCUGGGGGAUCCGAUCAAGUCACGUCCGACACCUUCAUCAGCGGGCGCGGCUCCGUCGACGCCAAAGCCAGCGUGGCCGCGCAGAUCGUUGCGGUCGAGGAGCUCAUCCGCGCCAAGGAGGUCGACCCGGCCGACCUGAUGCUCCUCUUCGUCGUGGGCGAGGAGAUCAGCGGCGACGGGAUGAAGGCUUUCUCAGCCGCUUACAACGAUCAAGACGACGCUGACAAGAGCAACAACAACAACAACAAGAAGGAGUUGCCCCGGUUGCAUUUCAACGCGGCCAUCUACGGCGAGCCAACCGAGAACAAGCUCAGCUGCGGACACAAGGGCCACGCGGGCGGGUUGCUCAAGGCGCAGGGAAUCGCGGGUCACUCGGGUUACCCGUGGCUGUUCAAGAGCGCCACCGAAGUACUGGUCAAGGCGCUCGCAAAGAUCAUUUCGGCGGACCUAGGCAGCAGCGAGCGCUACGGCAACACGACGGUGAACAUUGGUACCAUUGCUGGUGGCGUGGCGGCGAACGUGAUUCCCAAGGAGGCGCAGGCGAAGCUGGCCAUCCGCGUGGCGGCGGGCAACCAGACGACGGGCGCGGAUAUUGUGAGGGAGGCGGUGGACAAGAUCUUGAAGGAGACGGAUGCCGAGGCGUUCACGAUGGAGUGGAACGGCGGGUAUGGUCCUGUGGAGUGCAAUUGCGACGUGGAUGGUUUUGAGACGAUGGUGGCGAGCUAUGGGACGGAUGUGCCCAACUUUGAGGGUGACCAUGUCAGUUAUUUGUAUGGCCCUGGAAGCAUCUUGGUGGCGCACGGUGAUGAUGAGGGCUUGAAGGUUGGCGAUUUGGAGACUGCGGUGGAGGGGUACAAGACGCUUAUCAAGCAUGCCCUUGCUGCUUGAAAAUUAGGUUGUUUGUGUUUGAUGGGUUUAUGACUAUGAUGAGAUAUGGAUUACGAGAUGUUGGAUAUGUGAACAUGCAAGCGAAUGAAUUCGCAAAUCAUCUUCAUUCUUUACUUUUCAUUAUAGAUGGCACGCCAGUCGCUCAGAGGUAUGUAUGUACGUAUAUGUUUUGACCAGUGAAAGCCCAUUCCAUCCAGAUAUUCAUUCGCUAUUAGUACGUUUUUUUUUUUUUUUU